This is a messenger RNA of Myripristis murdjan (pinecone soldierfish), 2300 nucleotides long. It is a transcript of the gene lrrc4ba, whose product is annotated as leucine rich repeat containing 4Ba. NCBI's taxonomy places the organism in Eukaryota, Metazoa, Chordata, Actinopteri, Holocentriformes, Holocentridae. The record is from RefSeq and is a predicted model, not a curated record. Bases 1 to 2211 code for a protein of 736 amino acids. Gene Ontology annotation, cellular component: postsynaptic density membrane; glutamatergic synapse; plasma membrane. Gene Ontology annotation, molecular function: signaling receptor binding. Gene Ontology annotation, biological process: synaptic membrane adhesion; positive regulation of synapse assembly; regulation of postsynaptic density assembly. The transcript is spliced from 2 exons.
AUGCGCAUCGCCACGCUGACCUGCCUUCCCGGCCCUUCCCCCUUCCUCUUUCUGUUGGCCCAGCUGCUACUGCGGCUCCUCCUACCUGGGCCGGAGCUGGUGGGAGCCGCCUCCUCCUGCCCGUCCCACUGCACCUGCUCCAACCAGGCCAGCCGAGUCAUCUGCACCAGGCAAAAUCUGGAGAGGGUGCCCGAGAGCAUAUCAGUCAACACGCGAUACCUCAACCUGCAGGAGAACUCAAUACAGGUCAUCAAGUCAGACACUUUCAAGCACUUAAGGCACCUCGAGAUCCUGCAGCUCUCCAAGAACCAGAUCCGUCAGAUUGAAGUCGGAGCGUUCAAUGGCCUCCCCAACCUCAACACGCUGGAGCUCUUCGACAACCGCCUCACACUGGUGCCAUCACAUGCCUUCGAGUACCUCAGCAAGCUGCGCGAGCUGUGGCUGCGCAACAACCCCAUCGAGACAUUGCCUGGCUACGCCUUUCACCGCGUGCCCUCGCUGCGUCGCCUGGACCUGGGUGAGCUCAAGAAGCUGGAUUUCAUCUCUGACGCAGCCUUUGUGGGCCUCAUCAACCUACGGUACUUGAACCUGGGCAUGUGCGGGCUGAAGGACAUUCCCAAACUGACAGCCCUCGUGCGGCUGGAGGAGCUGGAACUGUCCGGGAACCGGCUGGAGAUCAUCCGACCCGGCUCCUUCCAGGGCCUGGUGUCGCUCCGUAAACUGUGGCUCAUGCACUCGCAGGUUUCUGUGAUUGAGCGCAACGCCUUCGAUGACCUGAAAAACCUGGAGGAGCUCAACCUGUCCCACAACUCCCUGCACUACUUGCCCCACGACCUGUUCACGCCCCUUCACCAGCUCGAGAGAGUUCACCUCAACCACAACCCCUGGGUGUGCAACUGUGAUGUGCUGUGGCUCAGCUGGUGGUUGAAAGAGACGGUGCCGAGCAACACCACCUGCUGCGCCCGCUGCCACGCUCCCCCCGGCUUGAAGGGCAGGUACAUCGGAGAGCUUGACCAGAGCCACUUCACCUGCUAUGCCCCUGUCAUCGUGGAGCCGCCUACCGACCUCAAUGUCACCGAGGGCAUGGCUGCUGAGCUCAAGUGUCGCACGGGCACCUCCAUGACAUCUGUCAACUGGAUCACCCCUAACGGCACCCUGAUGACCCACGGCUCGUACCGCGUGCGCAUAUCGGUCCUGCAUGACGGCACACUCAACUUCACAAAUGUCACCCUGCGAGACACGGGCCAGUACACCUGCAUGGUCACCAACUCCGCCGGCAAUACCACCGCCACCGCCGUCCUCAAUGUCACGGCCGCUGAUGUCAGUGUCAACUACACCUACUUUACCACAGUCACCGUGGAAACAGAGUCCACGGGAGAGGAAGACUCUGCACUGAUUGCCAUCAACGAGACCUUCAUCCGUGUUCACCCUGGCCCCACUCCCUCUGGCCACCUGUGGCCAGAAGGCGCUCCCACCACGGCCUCCUCUUUGUCAGCUGGCUGGUCGUCCUCCUCGCCGCGGGCCACCCGGCCCACCUUCACUGUGCCCAUCACUGAGCCAGGCUUCUCGGGCCUGGACGACGUGAUGAAGACCACCAAGAUCAUCAUCGGCUGCUUCGUAGCCAUUACUUUCAUGGCAGCUGUGAUGCUGGUGGUGUUCUAUAAGCUGAGGAAGCAGCACCAGCUGCAUAAACACCACGGGCCUGCCCGUGCUAUCGAAAUCAUCAACGUGGAAGACGAGCUGGGGGCCGGGGCCAGCGGUCGCGGCGGUGGCAUCUCAGGAGGCUCCACGGUGACACAGAGCGGAAGCAGCGGGAUAGGAGGGGGCCAGAGCCUCAGGCUGCACCACCCAGAGAUAGUCAACCUGCCCAACCUGGCCCGGUCAGAGCACCUCAACCACUACCAGUACAAACCCCAUCACUUCAACAACAACAUGAUGGGCCUGGGCAUGGGCAUGGGCACUGGCGUGGGCCUAAACAACAACAACAACCCCUCGCCCUGCUCUCAGUCCAUGAGCACGCCCAUCUCCUGCUCCCAGGGCCCAACAACCACUAGUGGGGGAACGCCCACAGGUGGCUCCCUGCCCUCCCCGGUGCCCCUGCCCCAGCUGGGCCUCCACAGUUCUCUGAAGGGCCUUAUUGGGAAAGGCCAGAACGAGCCACUGCUCUUUAAGAGUGGCUCCAAGGAAAACGUGCAAGAGACUCAAAUCUGAGAGAGAGUGAGAGGGGAAGCAAGAGGUAAGGAGGGGGAGCUGGAGAAGACAGUGAGAUAGAGAGAGCAUAUGAGAGAGCAUGAGACUGA